AUGGCUAAGCGAAAGUACAUGUCCAAAGUUGACGGAAAAAUCAACGUGGGAGAAAAACACCAAGCUAAGAUUCCCGAGCUGGUGGUGACUGACGAAAAUGGCAAGGACGUGGUGAACACAGAAAUGGAGGAACAAGUAGAUGCCAUCGUAAAUGAUGUUCGAACGAAUAAGAGAGCCCGUGUGGAGGAUGAAAUAGGUUCUAAUGCUGGAGAAGGAGCAGCAACUUCGGGUGAACAGUUAGAAUCCGAAAUUGCGGAUGCAAUAGUUGGGUCGAAUCCAAAUAACGUUGACAACAGUAAUGCAGUCGCCUCGAAUGAAGGAGCCGGCGCCGAUGCGAACGAGGUGAACGCCGCGAACGCCGCAAACGCCACGAACGACACGAAUGACACGAACGCCGCCAACCACGAGAACCACGAGAACGACGCAACGCAAGACACGAACGCAGAAGAAACGACAGCAAACGACGUGGCAGAUACUGCUAACACGCUAAAUGAAGAUAACCAAGACGACGCUGGAGCUAGCAAUAUUGCAGAGGCCUCUGCUGGCGGAAACUCCAACGGGGAUGAUGUAGCGACACCUGAUGAUAAUGCAGAUUCGGCUGUCACGGAGGAACAAAACAACGACACGAAUGGAAGUGCGAACGAGGCUGCGACUGAAAACGUUAAUGAGGAGGCUGCGCCGCAGGAAAACGCAGAAUGA
Messenger RNA from Plasmodium cynomolgi strain B, 699 nucleotides. RefSeq lists its product as hypothetical. The record is from RefSeq and is a predicted model, not a curated record. NCBI's taxonomy places the organism in Eukaryota, Apicomplexa, Aconoidasida, Haemosporida, Plasmodiidae. The transcript has a single exon. The coding region runs from base 1 to 699 and encodes 232 amino acids.